This is a messenger RNA of Bactrocera neohumeralis, 1634 nucleotides long. RefSeq lists its product as uncharacterized. Gene Ontology annotation, molecular function: glutathione transferase activity. Bases 126 to 1469 code for a protein of 447 amino acids. The record is from RefSeq and is a predicted model, not a curated record. NCBI's taxonomy places the organism in Eukaryota, Metazoa, Arthropoda, Insecta, Diptera, Tephritidae. The transcript has 4 exons. Gene Ontology annotation, biological process: glutathione metabolic process.
AUACUACCUUUCUCAUGGAUACAAAAGCAAGCAUGGAGACACUUGUCGUUCAGUUUCAAAAACCUUCUGGUGGAAUUAACACAUUCAAGGGAGUAUAAAUACAAACCUUUCGAUACUGACUCAAAAUGGACUUCUACUAUCUUCCUUUAUCGGCUCCUUGCCGUGCCGUCACCAUGACCGCCGAAGCGCUCGGCGUUAAAUUAAAUAAAAUAAAGUUAGAUUUGUUUGCAGGAGCUCAUCUGAAACCAGAGUUUCUUAAACUCAACCCACAACAUACAAUACCCACAUUGGUGGAUAAUGGUUUCUCUAUUUGGGAGUCACGUGCCAUAAUCAUCUAUUUGGUCGAAAAAUACGGUAAAAAUGAUUCGUUAUAUCCGAAAUGCCCGAAGAAGCGCGCUCUCAUCAACCAACGUCUGUUCUUUGACGCCGGCACAUUAUACCAGGCGUUCUUUGAUGCCUAUGUAGAAAAAUAUAUGUUUAAAAAGCCUAUAGAUGCCGAAAAGAUCAAGAAAAUUGAUACAGCCUUUGAGUUCUUGAACACGUUCCUGGAAGGACAUACUUAUGCUGCCGGAGAUACUUUGACGCUCGCUGAUCUCUCGUUGUUAGCCACAGUGUCAUCCUAUGAAGUUGCCAAAUACGAUUUCAGUAAAUAUGCCAAUGUGGCCAGAUGGUACGAGAAUUUGAAGAAGACUGCACCCGGUUGGGAAGAAAACUGGGCGGGCUGUAUAGAAUAUGGGAAAUUAUUGAACGCCUUCUGGACGCUUAACUAUAAAGCUUUCAGCAAUUUCAGUGAGACAAUUUUUCCAGUGUUCAUUAAACUCAAUAUGAGAGGGAUACUCAAAAUGGACUUCUACUAUCUUCCUGUAUCGGCUCCUUGCCGUGCCGUCACCAUGACCGCCGAAGCGCUCGGCGUUAAAUUAAAUAAGAUAAAGUUAGAUUUGUUUGCAGGAGCUCAUCUGAAACCAGAGUUUCUUAAACUCAACCCACAACAUACAAUACCCACAUUGGUGGAUAAUGGUUUCUCUAUUUGGGAGUCACGUGCCAUAAUCAUCUAUUUGGUCGAAAAAUACGGUAAAAAUGAUUCGUUAUAUCCGAAAUGUCCGAAGAAGCGCGCUCUCAUCAACCAACGUCUGUUCUUUGACGCCGGCACAUUAUACCAGGCGUUCUUUGAUGCCUAUGUAGAAAAAUAUAUGUUUAAAAAGCCUAUCGAUGCCGAAAAGAUCAAGAAAAUUGAUACAGCCUUUGAGUUCUUGAACACGUUCCUGGAAGGACAUACUUAUGCUGCCGGAGAUACUUUGACGCUCGCUGAUCUCUCGUUGUUAGCCACAGUGUCAUCUUAUGAAGUUGCCAAAUACGAUUUCAGUAAAUAUCCCAAUGUGGCCAGAUGGUACGAGAAUUUGAAGAAGACUGCACCCGGUUGGGAAGAAAACUGGGCGGGCUGUAUAGAAUAUGGGGAAUUAAUGAACUGAUGCUAAUCGAAUACAUAUUUAUAUAAUGAUAUGCGAACGGAGAGCAGUUGAUAUUCGUAUAUAAUAUCAAUAAUGCGAUUUCAAUGCAUUUAUUGAUCAUCAUUAUACUCGUAUCUUUAUGACUUUGUUGUAAUUUAAAUAAGAAACUAUAGUGUUUUGCUAAAA